AUGUUACUAUCUUUACUCUCUUUAAUCAGUGGAGUUGAAGUACGUCGUCUAACCGAAAAUGAAUGGAUUUUAAACUUCUCUUUGCUAGAUUUCUACGGAUUAUUAUACGGUGUUUUGGAAGUUUGUAUUUUCUCAAUUUUUGUCUCUUUCUGGCAAGCUUUUGUAUGGUUGUUUACGGACUAAAGACCGCUUGCUUCAACGACGUGUACCUCUUGGCGAAGCAUGUAUGGCGUAAUAAGAAGAUGGAUAACACUCUAGUCGACCGGAUGAAUGGCGUUCUUGCUCAGUGCACGUCAAAGGAGAGGACUGUUUCCUCUCGCUUCCGUGAACCAACUCUACUAAUUCCCACCCAAGGGUGCCCCAAACCCAUUUUGGCACUUUUACAUACAGUUUUUAGUUAGAUCAGAUUUAGUGUUGUAGUGUAUACAUGAUUUACUAUACACAUCAGGAUGAAACAAGCACAGACAAUCAUUAUUUGUGAAGUUGUGUAACUUAUGUGAGUUAUGUCACAAACAAAU
Molecule: messenger RNA, 518 nt
Organism: Cuscuta epithymum
Lineage: Eukaryota; Viridiplantae; Streptophyta; Magnoliopsida; Solanales; Convolvulaceae
Source: the annotation of a GenBank genome assembly